Molecule: messenger RNA, 814 nt
Organism: Biomphalaria glabrata
Lineage: Eukaryota; Metazoa; Mollusca; Gastropoda; Planorbidae
Product: prostatic spermine-binding protein-like
Exons: 3
Coding region: 118-720 (200 amino acids)
Source: RefSeq, a predicted model, not a curated record
UUUUUUUACUGUAGAUACUGAUUGACUUAAACAUCAUGGUAACACAUUGACAGUUCACGUUAUACGUCAUCUCUUCGUGUAUAAAAACCUGAAGUCUUUCCAGUUAUUGCGGACUGAAUGUUCAGUUUCAAGACUACUCUACCAAAAAGAAGUAAGCUAAACAUGAAAGCAGUCAUUGUUGUGUUAGUAUUGGUCACUCUUGUCAGCGUCCAUUGUCUACACGACUACGAUGAUGACGACGAUGAUGAGUACGAGGAUGAGUACGGGGAUGACGACGAUGAUGACGACGAUGAUGAUGACGACGAUGAUGAUGAUGACGACGAUGAUGAUGAUGACGACGAUGAUGACGACGAUGAUGACGACGAUGAUGACGACGAUGAUGAUGAUGACGACGAUGAUGACGACGAUGAUGAUGAAGAUGAGGACGAAGAUGAUGACGACGAUGAUGAUGAAGAUGAGGACGAAGAUGAUGACGACGAUGAUGAUGAAGAUGAGGACGAAGAUGAUGACGACGAUGAUGAUGAAGAUGAGGACGAAGAUGAUGACGAAGAUGAUGACGACGAUGACAACGAUGAUCCAGAUAAGAAGAAAGAUUGUCGAUACAACUACAAGUGGUAUGAGGAAGGAGAGGAGGUACCUAACACACACCGAUGCUUCACCUGUAAGUGUGGGGAGAACAAGACGAAAUGUGCUAUAAAGAGGUGUGUUAAUAAUGAUUAAUGACAAACCAACGGAAUAGAACAAGUUGUCAACUUACGGAAUUUAUAGGAAGAAAAAAAAGAAGUAAAAAAAAAGAAAUAAACGUAAAAUCUUA